AUGAACGGCGACAGCUAUUCAUCCAGAGGCAUGGCACCUUCACCGUUUUCAGCGAAUCCUAAGCAAGAUGGAGCUCCUGCUGACAAGCAAGCAUCAACAGAUUCUGGCCGGCAUGGAUCGUCCAGAGAUUAUCCACCGCGCGACGACCGACGAGGAGAUCGCGGUGGAAACAGAGACAGGCGUCGUUCCCGUUCCCCCCAUGGCCAACGAGAUCGAGACUCACGACCUGCUCGUCGUGAUGGUGAGGUAGAUUCAUAUUCUACAGAUCGUAAUUACCGAGAAAGAGAGCGCGAAGACAGAUAUUCUGGGCGGGACCGACGCGGAGGUGGAGAAAGGGGUGGUGAGAGGGGCGGGGAGAGAGAAUGGGAUAGAGACCGAGGCUCCUCGAGACGUGACGCGAGACGAGAUGGUGAUGACAGACCACCAAGAAGAGACAGAGAUCUAUUCGAGGAUAGAAGGGGGGGUGGAGGGCGACGGGGAGGUAGAGUCGAAGGAUUCGGGGGAGGGCCAGAUCGAGGGGACCGACAGAAGAGCGCAUCUCCUCCACCCAAGAAGAAGGAACCGACACCAGACUUGACGGACGUUGUAUCGAUCUUGGAGCGUAAGAGGCGAUUGACUCAAUGGGAUAUCAAGCCACCCGGAUAUGAAAAUGUCACCGCAGAGCAAGCUAAACUUUCCGGAAUGUUCCCUCUUCCAGGAGCUCCAAGACAACAGCCAAUGGACCCUAGCAAGCUUCAGGCAUUCAUGUCACAGCCCAGUGGCUCUGUUACCAAUGCAGCUCUCAAGCCUUCCAACUCUCGCCAAGCAAAGCGUCUUCUUGUUCACAAUCUUCCUCCGACGGUCACCGAGGAAGUCAUUGUUAACUUUUUCAACCUGCAGCUCAAUGGCCUCAAUGUUGUCGAGGGAUCCGAUCCUUGUAUAUCAGCCCAGAUCUCGAAAGACAAGUCCUUUGCCCUAUUGGAGUUUAAGCAGACUCUUGAUGCUACAAUCGCUCUCGCUCUGGAUGGCAUCACAAUGGAAGACGAGCACAUGAAUGGGUCUGGAUCGAACGGAGACACCAAAGGACUCUCUAUCCGUAGACCAAAGGACUAUAUCGUCCCGGCUGUUACAGAUGACGUCCCAUAUGAACCUGGUGUUGUUUCCAAUGUGGUAGUAGACACUCAGAACAAAAUCAGCAUUUCCAGCAUACCACUAUACCUCACCGAUGAGCAGGUCACUGAGCUUCUUGUAUCAUUUGGAGAACUAAAGGCAUUUGUUCUCGUGAAGGACAAUGGUACUGAAGAAUCUCGAGGCAUUGCAUUCUGUGAAUACGUGGAUCCAGCCGCGACCGAUAUUGCUGUCGAGGGUCUUAAUGGGAUGGAACUUGGCGACAAGCAUUUGAAGGUGCAACGAGCCAGCAUUGGACACACACAGGUGUCAGGACUCGAGAUGAGCGUGAACGCAAUGUCAAUGCUUGCUGGUACUACAUCCCAAGGUCUGGAUGAAGGCCGAGUUCUGCAAUUGCUCAACAUGGUCACCUCUGAAGAGCUCAUUGAUAACGAGGAUUACGAAGAAAUCUGCGAGGAUGUAAAGGAAGAAUGCGAGAAGUACGGAAAGGUGCUCGAGAUGAAGAUUCCAAGGCCCACUGGUGGAAGUCGACAGUCCAAUGGAGUCGGUAAGAUCUUUGUCAAAUUCGACACUGCUGAGUCGGCAGGCAAUGCUCUCCGUACUUUGGCGGGUAGAAAAUUUGCCGAUCGCACCGUGGUCACGACUUAUUUUUCAGAGGAAAACUUCGAGGUUUCUGCCUGGUAA
This is a messenger RNA of Cadophora gregata, 1791 nucleotides long. RefSeq lists its product as uncharacterized. The coding region runs from base 1 to 1791 and encodes 596 amino acids. The transcript has 5 exons. The record is from RefSeq and is a predicted model, not a curated record. Gene Ontology annotation, cellular component: U2-type prespliceosome; nuclear speck; U2AF complex. Gene Ontology annotation, biological process: mRNA processing. NCBI's taxonomy places the organism in Eukaryota, Fungi, Ascomycota, Leotiomycetes, Helotiales, Ploettnerulaceae. Gene Ontology annotation, molecular function: poly-pyrimidine tract binding; pre-mRNA 3'-splice site binding.